AUGGCUGUCACACCCUGCCUACGAGAACCAAAGGAGCGACACCAGCGAUCAUCAUUCGCCUUCACCAACAGAAAGAACAAGAUCGCGAUCCUAAAACAGGGUCGCAAAUUAAAAGGAAUGUACAUUAACGAACACCUCACCAAAAGGAAUGGAACUAUCUGCGGCGAGCCAGAUCAAUGGCGCGAGAUCAUGAACAAGAAGAUGCGGUUCCCUCCGGAGCUCAUCAGUGCCAUCCAGGAAGGGAAAAUCGAGUUGGUUUGCGGCCUGCUGAAGACCGGCGAUGGCAUCAUCCGUCAGCUGGACGACUCCGAAGACCGCCUGUGGAGGGAGGCCCUCAACCUGUCCAUCCGCCUGGGCAGCGAGGGCGCCAUGGAUGCCCUCCUGCAAGGGGUCAAGUUUGACUUCCGCCAGAUUCACGAGGCUCUGCUCGUUGCCGUGGACACCAACCAGCCGCGGGUGGUCAAGCUCCUGCUGGACCGCUUGGACCAAGAGAAAGGUAACAAGAUGGACGUGCGUUCUUUCUCCCAGGCCAUAUUUGACCACUCCAUUGACAACUCCCAGUUUGCCCCCGGUGUGACCCCGCUGACUUUAGCUUGUCAGAAAGAUUUAUACGACAUCGUCACCAUGCUCACGCAAAAAGGCCACAUCAUCCCGUGGCCGCACAAAAUGUCCUGCGCGUGUCUGGAGUGUCGCAACGGGCGUCAGUAUGACCUGCUCAAGUUCUCCUUAUCCCGCAUCAACACCUACCGCGGCAUCGCCAGCCGCGCCUACCUCUCCAUCACCUCUGACGACGCUAUGCUCAGCGCCUUCAGCCUCAGCAGGGAGCUGCGCAAGCUCUCUCAGAAGGAGCCGGAGUUCAAGCCGCAGUACCUGAGCCUGGAGGAGCUUUGUCAAGAGUUUGCAGUGGAGUUGCUCGGCAUGUGUCGCAACCAGAGUGAGGUGACCACUAUUCUGAACAGCUGUGGCGAUGAAAGCCAGGACGCCUUGGACGAGCAGGCCUUCGAGGAGGGAAUACCCAACCUGUCACGACUGCGACUCGCUGUCAACUACAACCAGAAGCAGUUUGUGGCCCACCCCAUCUGUCAGCAGGUGUUGUCGUCAAUCUGGUGCGGCAACCUGGCGGGAUGGAGAGGCAGCAGAACGGCCUGGAAGCUCCUCGUGUCUGUCGGGAUCUUUUUCACCAUGCCUUUCCUCUGCCUCGCCUACUGGAUCGCACCAAAGUCAAAGGUAGGAAAGAUCCUCAAGAUCCCUGUGAUCAAGUUUCUCCUUCACUCUGCCUCCUAUCUGUGGUUCCUCAUCACGCUGCUCGGUGAAUCCAUCACCAUGGAGAUGUAUCGGGAUAAAUUUGCUUCGAGGCAGCAGAACAUCCUCCACAGCUCCGUCCACAUGGUGUGGGUGGUCGGGUUCUUUUGGUUCGAGUGCAAGGAAGUGUGGAUCGAGGGCCUGAGGAGUUACUUCCUGGACUGGUGGAACUGCUUGGACGUGAUGGUGCUCAGCAUGUACUUGGCCUCCUUCGCUUUGCGUUUGGUCAUCAUGCUUAAAGGACACUUCCUCUGUCUGGAUGAUGAUUGCACAGAGGAGUGUGUCUACUUCACCCAGACUGUGCGUGACGACUGGCGUCAGGAGGACCCCCAGCUGAUUGCCGAGGUUCUCUUCGCAGUCACCAGCAUGAUGAGCUUCACCAGGCUAGCCUACAUCCUCCCUGCUCACGAGUCCCUGGGAACGCUGCAAAUUUCCAUAGGGAAGAUGAUUGACGACAUGAUGAGAUUCAUGUUUAUCCUGAUGAUUAUCGGAACAGCCUUCCUCUGCGGUAUCAACAAUGUCUACGUCCCCUAUGUCAUCUCUCCGCAUCUUGGCAGGUUUAAUGAGACCUUCCACUUCCUGUUCUGGACAAUGUUCGGCGUGGCCAACCAGGACUAUGUGGACAUGCCACAGUUCGUCCUGGCCGAGUUUGUAGGACGCAUUCUGUACGGCAUCUUCACGCUCGUCAUAGUCAUCGUCUUGCUCAACAUGCUUAUUGCUAUGAUCACUAACUCCUUUCAGAAAAUUGAGGACGAUGCUGACGUGGAAUGGAAGUUUGCCAGGUCAAAACUGUAUCUCAGUUACUUCAGAGAGGGCCUCACCAUGCCCGUCCCCUUCAACAUCAUCCCAUCCCCUAAAGUUUUCUUCUACAUCUUAAGAGGGAUCUUUAGGCGUGUCUGCUGCUGCUUUACAUGCAAUGCUGAGAAGAAAUACCCACCAAUAGCGUCACUGUUCAACAAGAAGGGCUCUGAGGACAACCAGCUACCGUACCGUCAGCAAGUGAGCAGAGCACUGGUGCAGCGUUACAUCGAAUCAGCUCGCAGGGAGUUUGAAGAGACCAAGAGGAAAGAUAUUGGUAAUCGCAUCACUGAGCUGAGCAAAGCCAUCAUGAGGAUGCACAAUGACCUGAAAGUGGUCCUUCAGCACAUGGUGGAUGAAGGACCCCCUGCAGGUGAGGUUCUGUCCAAAGACGGCUCAUCUUUUCUGGGAAAAUACAUCAUUGGCGCCAAGAACAAUUUCCGAGGCUUUAACAGCCUUCUAGAGGAUAAAAGUAAGUCACAGAAUGUAACCGUGCACCAACGGCAGGACCAGGAGGACAACUUAAAAGAGGGAGGACACGAUAAUAACAAAGAUGACGAUCAUAAUAAGGUUGACUGUGGAGGGCGGGCGUCAGACUGCGAUGUGGCGAAGAUGGAGGAGGGCAAAGGUCAGCUGCUCAAGGAAGCAAAUAAAAAUGACAACCCUGACAAUGAAGCUAAAGAGGAGACGACUGAAGAAGACAAAAAAGAAGCCAUCUCCGAGAACUCCAAAGUCAGCCAUGAGGACGAGGUGAGCACGUGCAACCACGAGUCGCUACCAGAGAACAAAAUGGAGACUCCGUGGAUGAAAAGGUAUGAGCAAAAUACCAGCGAGAAAUGUGAUGGGGUUGAAAACACAGUGUGCCACAAAACGAGUCCUUCACCCUCCGGCAGCAGCAGCUCACGAGACACCGGCUUUGAUUCUCAGGAAGGGGAUGGAUCCAUGGAUGGUACUUCUGGAGGAAGACAGUAGAAGGCCAUCCUUUUGUAGGUUCAUACAUAAUCACCACUAUAUGGACAGAAGUAUCGGGACACUUGGAUAGUCGGUCCUCAUCCUCUUCCUCUCGCGUCACGUAGCUUGUGUACGCAACGCGUUCUGCUCCUCCCCUACGUACCUUCCCGCAGACCUUUGAGUGCACAUCCUAAAAAAUAUCUACCUUUGCGUCAGUAUUUACUACUGAUGACAAAGUAAAACAAGGUCAUGAAAACUUCCAACAUCCUAAAACUUAUACAGGCAAUUUCCAUCAAAGACAAAAUCAAAAAAAUAUGAUGCUUUUAUUUUUUUUCCAUUUUGUUUUUUUAUCCUUUGCAUGUUUUAUAUUUAUUUUGUUUAUUCUUCCCUUAUAGUAGUUUUGUUUCAUUUCUUAGUUCGUUUUUUUUAAAUGAUAGAAAAAUAUUUCUAUGUACAUAUUUUGAAAAAAUGUAUACAGACAUGUUUACUUAUAUGUUUUGAUUGUUUGAUUUUUAUGUAUAUUAUUGUUGUUGAAAUAAAGUUAGAAAAGAAAAGA
Molecule: messenger RNA, 3607 nt
Organism: Nerophis lumbriciformis (worm pipefish)
Lineage: Eukaryota; Metazoa; Chordata; Actinopteri; Syngnathiformes; Syngnathidae
Product: short transient receptor potential channel 2-like
Biological process (GO): single fertilization; regulation of cytosolic calcium ion concentration; calcium ion transmembrane transport
Cellular component (GO): cation channel complex; plasma membrane
Molecular function (GO): inositol 1,4,5 trisphosphate binding; store-operated calcium channel activity
Source: RefSeq, a predicted model, not a curated record